AUGGCAAGAAACACCCACUUCGGUGGGAAUUACCAGGGACUCCAAGUCGAACAUAAUGAAGGUUCAAUUACAUUCAACCAGUCCCAAACUGUGGAGGAAAUCGAUCGAUUGUGUCUGCGAGAACUGCGCUGCCCAGACUCACGGCUUGUGAAAAACAGAUUGAAAGAAAGCAAGGACAAAUUGCUUCCUGAAUCGUUUGAAUGGAUCCUCCGCGACCCAAAGUACGAGAGUUGGCGAGAUGGAGAGGAAGUCUGCCUACUCUGGAUAAAGGGCGGUGCUGGUAAGGGUAAGACGAUGAUAUCCAUCGGCCUUAUUGAAGAGCUUUUGCGAUUCUGCCGCGACAAGUCCAGUGCGAUUACAUACUUCUUCUGUCAGAAUGCGGAUAACGAGCUUAACACCCUCCAAGGCAUGAUGAAAGGCUUGAUUUUGCAGUUACUCCACCAACAACCGGCCCUUAAGGAAUGCCUGCGAGCCAGAUGGGACGCUGAAAAAGGUUCAUUCGAUGAAGACCUUACUCCAUGGAGAGCUUUGUGGCAUAUUCUUCUUGAGAUGAUAGACCAGUGUGACUGUUCGAAGAUAUACCUGCUUUUGGAUGCUCUAGAUGAGUGCCAAGAUGGUGAUAUGGACGAAUUCCUGAAGGCACUUGUACGAAAUGGGCUGCACGCUCCUGUCAGAGUAAAAUGGCUCUUGACAAGCAGGCCGCUGGACAAGGCAGAGAGGGCCCUUCUAGCAGGACAUGACCAAGUGCAACUGAGCCUUGAGUUAGAAUCGGACCGUCUGCUCGGCGCGGUAAAAAUGUAUGUCACCCACAAAGUGAAUGAGCUCGGCCGUCACCAGGGGUAUGAAUGGCCCCUGAAGCAGAAAAUCGAGUCCGAGUUACUUGAAAGAUCUGAAGGGACUUUUCUAUGGGUGAGCUUGGUGUGCAAGAAGCUUGAGUCUGUCUGUCCAGAAGAGGCUCUUGUUGCGAUUCAGAACAUACCACAUGGCCUACACCCUCUGUAUGGGCAGGUCCUCGAGCAAUUAAAUUGCGGCCGGGGAAAAGAGGUAAAAAUGUGCAUGCGACUACUCAAAGCGAUGAUGUUAGCAUAUCGACCGUUGAAAAUGGGAGAGUUUGCGACCAUUGCCGGUUUAGAAUAUGACGAAGACGUGAGUCUUAUGACAUUAAUUAUUCGGUGCGCUUCGUUUCUCAGGCUCCAAGGACAGAGUGUUGAGUUUGUUCAUCAAUCUGCCAGAGACUAUUUAGCUGGAAAGGAUGCACAGCUUCUUCUUGGCUCGCAUGAAAUGUUUGAAGACAUUGAUGUUGUUCUCAACUGUCUAUCCUGCUUAUCUCGGUUUCUGAAGACCAAUCUUCUUAACCUACCACCCAAUGCAGGCCAUUGGUCAGUUCAAGUGCUGAGAGAAGAUAAUUGGAGCAUCGUACUGGAUAAUUUGGGGUAUGCCGCUACCUUCUGGGGACAACAUUUACGGGACUCAGACUUUGAUCAGAUUGAUUCUCGGAGCCACGCGCUGGGCAAGAACCCUAUCAUCGACUUCCUCCAUGCAAAUUUGCUGGAGUGGCUAGAAUGCUUAAGCCUAUUCAUGGAGCUUCCUGUCGCUAUACAAACCCUCAAGCGUUUGGAAGACGUAUUCAAGAAUGAUGCUACAUCUAUUUCAUUUGUUAGGGACUCUAUUCGCUUUCUCUCCCGAACUUAUGAUACAGUGAAAUAUUAUCCAGUCCAGGUUUAUGCCUCUGCUGUUAUUUGGACUCCUGAGUCGAGCCCCGUGAGAAGAAGGAAUUUGGACCGAGCUCCAUGGCUAAGGAGUGUUGCUCCUUUAGAGGCUACAUGGGGAUCUUGGAUACUAGAAUUCGACAGAGACUUCGAAGAUCAUUUUUACAAACUGAAAGUUUCUUCACAAAGCGAGCUUGGCGCAACUGCCGCUGAUCUAGAUACAGAUGAGCAACGGAUCACUUUGUGGGACAUCAGAACGGGAGCCAUACUAAAGCGGCAUCACUGGAAAUCUGCCCAAAGGGUCAGCGAAAUGGGGUUUUCACAGAACGACGACAAGAUAGUAUGGAUUGCCGAGACAAACACUAUUUACUCAUGGGAAAUCAUGAGUCAAGACGUUCAUAAAAUACCAGUUGAACGUCCAGGAUUCGGUGAAAUCGUGGUCCUCUCAUCAACGAGCACGCGGGUCGCGUCUAUAGUCUCUGGCCAUGGAAUUCUUAUUUGGGACAUCGCAACUGGCAAAAUACAAAGCCAUGUUUUGUUAAGCCACCCAGUUAAUGACCAAGAACUCUUCUUCUCACUCGACGGCACACAGGUCACAUGCGACGUCUCCGAUCGGGAACUCUGCACAUGGGAUACUAUAACCGGCAGACUCCACAAGACACUGGAAAAGCCCCCAGGCUUUCUCCGUUGCUUAGCUUAUUCGCCGGAUGGAAUUCAUAUUGCUCAUCAUUCCCUAGAGGCCAACAUCCUCCUUUGGAAUACGCUAUCAGGUCAUGGCAAGCGGCUAGAAAGCUACAGCUACAGCGAAAACCCCCCCGUUUGGGAUGUUUUGACCGGUAGCCUUCAGCAAAGCUUUUUGAGUGAUGCUAUGGAACUGGCCUUUUCACCAAGUGGUAAGUUGAUGAUAUCUUUGACAUAUGGAGCUCAGAUUGAUCUGUGGGACGUGGAAGUACUAUCGGCGGAGCAGAUAGAUUCAGUUGAUCUGCGCGCCGAGGACGUGGCUUUUUCACACGACGGCAAAAGCAUUGUUUGUUGUACCAGCCAAGAAGAUUUCUUUACAAUUGUGGACGCCAAGACUGGUAUUACUCAGAGGAAAAUAUCAGUACCCGCGGAUAUAAACGGACACAUAAAGAUUGCAAGGUUCUUACCCGGCGAUGAGAACAUUGUAAUAGUGCUCAAUCGGAGUGUAAUGAUUUGGGAGGCGGCUACCGACACCUUUCAAUGGCAAAGAGACGACAAUGUCGACGACAUAGCCUCAUCCCCAAAUGGUGAAUAUCUUGCCGGUAUUGUCGACUCGGGUGAGAUUCGAAUAUGGAACAUUCGAACAAGAGCUCUUACGAUGACAAUAAAAGACCAGAGAUGGGAUUUUGGAGCUCUUGCCUUUUCUCCGAAUGGCAAACAAAUAGCCUCCUACGCAUAUGAUAUGGAUGGCGAUUCUAUGGCCUUGAUGAUUUGGGAUAUUUCUCGACCGUUGAGAGCUUCCAAAUUCCUCGGAAAUGCUAUCAGUAGUCACAUCCCAUACAAAAAGCCAAAGAAUAUCAAUUUAGGAUCCGAUUUUGCCUCGAACUCCCUAAAGUUUUCAGCGGAUGGCCAAUAUUUCUUGUCGGAUGAGGGUCCAAUUAUGGCGAGCAGCACUCACGCACAGACAGAAGACAAGAAAAUGCCAGGAAAUCAGCCAUCCCAUCUCCAUUUCGGAUCUGGAGAUGACUCCGGGUGGAUAUGCUGGAGGGGGCAGCCCUUCUUUCGAGUUCCGUUAUCUUUGAUGGUAUUCUUGGGCCACGAUGUGCGAGACGAAAAAAUUGUCAUUCGUUAUAGAGAACGAGGAUCUAGGUUAUUGAUCUUGGAUAUUGAUACAGCAAUUUUAUCUACUGUGUUGGAGUCGACAGGCUCAACAUAUCAAGGUGCUAGUCCCUUCCUCAAUCGAUGA
This is a messenger RNA of Penicillium manginii, 3636 nucleotides long. Its product is annotated as G-protein beta WD- 40 repeats containing protein. The record is from RefSeq and is a predicted model, not a curated record. The coding region runs from base 1 to 3636 and encodes 1211 amino acids. NCBI's taxonomy places the organism in Eukaryota, Fungi, Ascomycota, Eurotiomycetes, Eurotiales, Aspergillaceae. Gene Ontology annotation, molecular function: protein binding. The transcript has 4 exons.